Molecule: messenger RNA, 1165 nt
Organism: Nanorana parkeri
Lineage: Eukaryota; Metazoa; Chordata; Amphibia; Anura; Dicroglossidae
Gene: PSMD8
Product: proteasome 26S subunit, non-ATPase 8
Exons: 7
Coding region: 53-874 (273 amino acids)
Biological process (GO): proteasome-mediated ubiquitin-dependent protein catabolic process
Cellular component (GO): nucleus; cytosol; proteasome regulatory particle, lid subcomplex
Source: RefSeq, a predicted model, not a curated record
AUGACGUACGGUGCGGCAUGCCUUGUCUAGCAGUUGCCGAUUCAUUGUAGAGAUGGCGGUGAACGGGGCGGACGGAGCCGGGAUCAGACAAGUAGCCGCCAUGUACGAACAGCUAAAGGCCGAGUGGAAUAAGAAGAGCCCCAACCUGAGCAAGUGCGGCGAUGUGCUGGGCAAGCUGAAGCUGUCUCUCCUAGAGCAAAAUUUCUUACCGACUACAGAUGCCAAGCUGACCAAACAGCAGCUUAUCCUGGCUAGGGACGUUUUGGAGAUCGGCGCACAGUGGAGUAUUCUAAAGAAAGACAUCCCAUCAUUUGAAAGAUACAUGGCACAGCUGAAGUGUUACUACUUUGAUUACAAAGAGGAGCUUUCAGAAUCUGCAUAUAAACACCAGCUGCUCGGACUGAACCUCCUCUUCCUCUUAUCGCAGAAUAGAGUGGCCGAGUUUCACACAGAGCUGGAACGGUUACCUGCUAAAGAUAUCCAGGCCAAUGUGUACAUAAAGCACCCAGUAUCUCUAGAGCAGUACUUGAUGGAGGGAAGUUAUAACAAAGUGUUUCUGGCCAAAGGAAACAUUCCUGCAGAGAGCUACACAUUCUUCAUUGACAUCCUGCUGGACACUAUAAGGGAUGAGAUUGCAGGUUGCAUUGAGAAGGCCUAUGAGAAGAUCCUGUUCAACGAGGCAAUAAGAAUAUUAUUUUUCAACACUCCUAAGAAAAUGACAGAUUAUGCAAAGAAGCGCGGCUGGGUGUUGAGCCCAAACAACUACUACAGUUUCAGCAGCCAACAGCAGAAUCCGGAGGAGGCCACAAUCCCUUCCACAGAACUAGCCAAGCAAGUGAUCGAGUACGCCCGCCAGCUGGAGAUGAUCGUAUAAGGACAGGAAGUCAGCGCAGCCAACUUCCCACUUGUGUUCUCUCUUCUGGUCUCUCUGUUCACUCACCGGUUUUACUCGUAUUUUAUAGACAAUUUAGGUUGGGGCAGGGGAUCUUUUCUAAAAUAACGCGGAAACACCCUUCAAACAGGCCUGGCUGAUGGAGAACUUACCCUUCACCGUGACUUGAAAGCUGCCUUCAUUUGUGAGGAACCCGGUGCAGACAGGAGGAAUUAUUCUGUUUCUAUAGCGAUAACCGUGUAUUUGUUACUUUGCUCAGUAAAGGAGCCAAAA